AAUCGCGUGAAAAAGGAAAAGGGAUUUGAUUUUCUUAUUUGACAAUCCCCCCAAUCCCCAAGCUGACGCGUUGCUGGCGCCGAGAGUCUCGGAGGUCUAAAGGCACACUGUCAGAUCAUCCGAGACCCCGUCAGCCUUUUGCAUGAAAUACAGGCCUUCCUCUCAGUGAUAUCCCGAGCACCAACAGCAGUUCCGGUCAGCCUCUUUGAUCUGUUUUCGAGCGCUAUCAUCUCGAAUCUAGAUCGCGUUGCUGACGCUUAGUCAGCCUUCUUCCCCCACGACGGCCGGAUGCAGAGGCAGCAAUUGAUCAGCAGCAGCUUGGAAGAAGCUUCGAAGCGCGCCCUGAAGCUGGAGCUGGCCUCCUCAUGCCUUCUGGAGCCUGAGAAUGAGUCAACAACUACUCCAGCUUCUAACACACGUGAAAAAAGUGGGUGCUGCCUUCGACAAGGGCCGAAAAUCCAAUGCCAAACAAGCGAGCUACUUCCCCAGUACCGAAAAUGUCAGCUUUGUGCCUAUCUCCCCACUUAAGGACACCCUGCCCGUGGAGCUACAGAUCCAGAUCUUCGCCCACUGUCGCAUCCAAGACCUGCUGCAGCUGAAACUGGUCUGCCGAGCAUUCCACCAGAUCCUUAGCGUGCAUGAACGCCAGAUUUCUCGGAGAUAUCUCCGCCUACGAAGGCACGGAACCCUCCCAUCUCCGAUCCACAGCGAGAAGACGUAUACGAGAAACCCGGAAGAUGAUGUUGUGCUACUCUCGGACCUGUUUAUGCCGGCGAGUAGCGUCAAGGGGGGCCAUCUAUAUACAUUCCGAUACAUUCUCAGCCUGAGACGGCGACAGAAGCUCUGCUCUAGGCUGUGCUAUUAUCUUGCAGACCGUGUGAUGGACAGGCUGUUACACAGUGAGCCGGCAUUUAUUAAGGCUAAUUUCCCCACCAAGAGCGAGCGCAACGCCCUCGUAAAGCGUGGCAUCGCAAGUCUGUGGUUCAACUUGACCCCUCUCAUGUACUAUGUUCUCUAUUUUCUGGAAACGUACUGCUCGGCUCGGCGGGAGCAGACAAAUACCCUUCUGCGUGACUUUGAGACCCGACAGCUCCCAUUUCCGAUCCCUCUCAACAAACGCAAGACGAUGAACAAGGCUCUACAGCUUGAGAUCAUCCAAUCGCCUCCUUUCACCGACACUUCGACACUAAUCUCUACCCACCAUUGCAUGCAGCUGCUCGUCUCCUACUUGUGCCAUACUGUGCCUCCGGACGAAUCGAUAGUACCGGACAACAGCUGGAUUCACUCCUUACUUACAAUCUCGCCAUUCAUACGAGUUGUGGAAUAUUUCUCCGCCGAGAUCGGGGACGGCGGCAACCAACGACUCCAACGUAAGGAAUUCAUGCAAAACUUCCAUAAUGAUCUCCGGGGAAGCGAGAAAGACGAGGUAAGCUCGCUGAUUUUCGAGAAUCCCGUCGGUGGGCACCAGCACUCAUCGAUUAACGAUGUUUGGUUUGAUGCUGCCAAACAGGAAUUGGCUCGAAGAAAUGCCUUGCCGCAUGACAUGGAGCCCAUGUGGAUCUGCAAUGGGAUACCUAUCCUUUUUGGCUGCCCAGAUUGUAAUGAUUCAGUGGGCUGGCACGCAUGAUAUCUGCACACAAUGUAGCUUUAUCUUGUACAUUGAUCAUAUUCUAGACAGUAUAAACAAUCCGAGAUAUAUAUUAUGAUCUGGUA
Molecule: messenger RNA, 1713 nt
Organism: Penicilliopsis zonata CBS 506.65
Lineage: Eukaryota; Fungi; Ascomycota; Eurotiomycetes; Eurotiales; Aspergillaceae
Exons: 3
Coding region: 386-1627 (413 amino acids)
Molecular function (GO): protein binding
Source: RefSeq, a predicted model, not a curated record